Molecule: messenger RNA, 843 nt
Organism: Glarea lozoyensis ATCC 20868
Lineage: Eukaryota; Fungi; Ascomycota; Leotiomycetes; Helotiales; Helotiaceae
Product: Fe,Mn superoxide dismutase (SOD), C-terminal
Exons: 2
Coding region: 1-843 (280 amino acids)
Biological process (GO): superoxide metabolic process
Molecular function (GO): metal ion binding; superoxide dismutase activity
Source: RefSeq, a predicted model, not a curated record
AUGUUACGGCCCACCCUCGUCCCGCGAAUAGGUCGCGCUCUCUUCACGCAGUCCCGGCGCUCUAUCCAGACAGUUCCUCCAUUGGCACACGAUUUCAGGAAUGGGGUACCGAACCUGCUGUCGCCAGGAGGUUUCGAUUUGGCAUGGACACAAUAUCAGAGCUAUCUGGUGGAAAAGCUGAAUGCUACCACAGCAGGUCUAGAUCUGGCAUCAUGUAAACCGAAAGAUAUCAUCCUAAAGACCGCUCGAGAUCCUUCAGCUGCCGCCAUCUUCAAUUACGCCAGUAUGGCGCAUAACAACCAUUUCUUUUUCAGUUGCCUUUCUCCGAAUAAAACCGCAAUGCCAGCGACUCUUAAACACAAGCUGGAACAAUCAUUUUCCUCCAUCAACACCCUAGAAAGGGAAAUUGUGCUCAUGGCAUCCUCGAUGUUCGGCCCGGGAUUCGUGUGGCUGAUGCAGACGAAGGACGGGAAAUUCAGCUUGUUGAACACAUAUUUGGGCGGUACCCCUUAUCCACAGGCGCAUUACAGACAGCAGCCCGUGGACAUGAACACCGAAGAUCCAAACGUUCCCGAAUCAGUGCGGAGAAAGCUUCGCAUGAACCCAGUAAACACGGUUGGUGCCCACGGUGUGAACAGUAAAGAUAGAAUUCCACCCGGAGCUACAGAUCUCACGCCAGUUUUGUGUAUCAACACCUGGGAGCAUGUGUUCAUUCAGGAUUACGGCUUUGGUGCGGGCGGCGUGGGAGGAAAGAGAGCUUAUGCGGAGGCCUGGUGGACGGCGAUUGAUUGGAAUGUGGUCGCUGCAAACUCGUCUCUGCAAUCCACCGAAUUUGAGAGGUGA